ACAUAGUAUUUUUUUUAUCAGCGUCUCGAUAACGCAAAAUCAAAACGCGAAUAUAUUCCGUUAAUGAAAAAGUAGCGGCUAGAACAGAAAAAUAAAUUGAAGAUUGAGAGAAGAUACAAAACAGAAGAGAGAUGGGCGUGACGAAGGAACAAGUUGAAUUAUCCUUGAAGGCCAAACUGAACCCUUCUCACCUUGAAGUGGUUGAUAUAUCUGGAGGGUGCGGUGCAAGUUUUGUGGUAGAGAUUGUAUCCGAACAGUUUGAAGGCAAAAGGCUACUUGAGAGGCAUCGAAUGGUGAAUGCUGCCUUAGAGGAGGAAAUGAAACAAAUUCAUGCUCUCUCUAUUAAGAAAGCUGUUACCCCAGAGCAGUGGAAACAACAGCAAGAAUCCAACCAAUCAAAUCCUGCUGCCUAGAGCAUAUGUUUUAGUUAUAAAAUAAGAAAUCCAUACAGGGUGUUGCUGACUGUUGACAUUGUUUGUGGAUUCUAGUUCUAUGUAGUUUUAUCGACACUCAAAUUUACAAUUGUACUACUAAAUUUUAGUUUACAAAAUCUGGCUUCCCGUAAGUUAUUUUAAUA
Messenger RNA from Glycine soja, 577 nucleotides. Its product is annotated as protein BOLA2-like. Gene Ontology annotation, biological process: intracellular iron ion homeostasis. Gene Ontology annotation, molecular function: 2 iron, 2 sulfur cluster binding. The coding region runs from base 132 to 413 and encodes 93 amino acids. The transcript is spliced from 3 exons. The record is from RefSeq and is a predicted model, not a curated record. NCBI's taxonomy places the organism in Eukaryota, Viridiplantae, Streptophyta, Magnoliopsida, Fabales, Fabaceae. Gene Ontology annotation, cellular component: nucleus; cytosol.